Messenger RNA from Pseudogymnoascus verrucosus, 1501 nucleotides. RefSeq lists its product as uncharacterized. The record is from RefSeq and is a predicted model, not a curated record. Bases 398 to 1234 code for a protein of 278 amino acids. NCBI's taxonomy places the organism in Eukaryota, Fungi, Ascomycota, Leotiomycetes, Thelebolales, Thelebolaceae. The transcript has a single exon.
GUAAGGUAUUAGGGGUAGUCGCGAUCACAAAAUAAGGGCAAGUGGGGGCGGGCGACGAGGCUCUACCCGCUAGGCUAUAUAACACUAAUUAUAACUUUAUUACACGCGGUGCCACAAACAACUCGUAUUCACGAAGGUUGCUACAGAGGUGCCACAUCAAAGCCACUCAAGGGGCUAAAUGACUGGAAAAAUACAAAGCCGCGACCACAUUCACAAAGCUCACGUGAUAUCCCAAAUUCACUCUCCCAACGACAACCCCACCAUCUUCCCCGCACACCUCUCCAUCUAGCUCUCCCCAAUCUCUCCAUGAAGGGGACCUAGCCCAAGCCUACCGCCGUGUCUAGCUCUCCCCACGAUCUACAUCCAGGGGACCUAGUCCACGCCUCACAACCUCACCAUGGCGGCCGCCGCGACAGGUCCGGCACAUCCACCCACCCCCUCCACCAGCCUCACAACCUUCCCCCUCUUCCUCCACCUCCCCCCCGAAAUCCGCCUCUCAAUCUGGACACUCUCCUUCCACCCCCGCACCCUCGAACUCCACUACCCCCGCGCCCACUACGCAAACCCACACAACGCCUCCUCCCCAGACUCCCACGGUCCUCCCCCGUUCCAAUCGCGGUCUUACAACCCAGCUGCCUUGUCUACGAGUCUCGAGUCCCGGAAUGCCGCGCUGAUGACGUAUUCGAUUGCUCUCCCGCUGGCGUCGGAGAUGCAUCAUCGGCCGCCGUGGGCGCAACGUCGGGUUCUAUAUAUUGCGCCUGAUAUGGAUACCCUCGUGCUGCUGGGGGAUGAACCGGCGAUUAGGGUGACGCGGCUUGUGAAGUGGAUACGUGACCACCUCGCCGCUCAAGCCUCCCCCAUCACGGGAUUGAGGAAUAUAGGCCUCAGCGCGAGCCAGUUCGCGAAUAGCCAGGGGGCGAUGAUAUUACGUUUCGUCGGCCGGGAUUUAUUCCACGACGUCGAGAGGCUCGUGUUAGUGAUCGGUCCCAGGCCCGGGUGCGGGACGGAGGUGAAGCCGCCGGAGGGGUGGGAUGGGGGGAGGUGCUUGUUGAGGGAGUUUGUGGGGGUGGAGGGGGAGGAGGGGGAAGAAAGAGGGCAUGGGGAGGAGGAGAAGGAGCAGUUUAGGGGGUUUCAGAGGGGGGUGGGGAGGCAGUUUAGGGAGAAGGGGGGGUGGAUGGUUGUAGGCAGGAAUCGGAUGAGGAUUGCGAGUGUGGGUUUUGAGAAUGGCUGGUGAGAUGGGGUGGGCUGGUAUGGUAGUGGGAAAGUCAGUUGUGAUGUAGGUUUAUAAUAAGCAAUAACAGGGGUGCUGUAUAUCCAAUUCCUUUCCCCUUUUUCCUGGGGCCCAGGUCCAAAAACUCCAAGCUUAUACAUAUAUAUACACGCUAAAUCCCACCUCCACUCAACCCCUACAGGCGGCCUCUAGGCUUCACCCUCGCCCGCCCGGUUUCUUCAAUUUCACUCUCCCCACUCCCCUCUGCACUCGCACUCCCCUCACCACCCU